AUGCUUCGUUUAGCAAGGAACAAGUUACUUAAAUGGGGUCUUAGAAAUAACCGAACGGUCGCUACAUUUAAAGAAAACGAGACAAAGAACAUCGAUGUUCCCAACAAUGCCGACGUUGUAAUAAUAGGUGGUGGCAGCGCUGGUUGCAAUGCACUUUAUCAAUUAGGAAAACGUGGAGUUAAUGCAAUACUUUUGGAAAAAUCUAAGCUUAUAUCUGGUACAACAUGGCAUACAGCAGGUCUCUUAUGGCAUUUACGCGGAAUAUGCGACGUAGAGACGGAAUUGAUAAAAGCUUCGCGAUUGCUUUACGCAUCUUUACAAGAAGAAACAGGUGUAAAUCCAGGAUGGAUAAACAACGGUGGACUCUACAUCGCUUAUUCUCCCGAGCGAGUAGUCGAAUACGAAAGAUUAAUUACUAGCUGUAAGAAUUUCGGUAUCGACGGGUACAUGAUUGAUCCAGUCGAAGCGAAAGAAAAAUUUCCCCUCAUAGAUAAAAAUGCGUUUCAAGCUGCGAUGUAUUGUCCAGCGGAUGGUACGAUAGAUCCUGCCAUGUUAGUAAAUGCAUUGAAAAAAUUGGCGGAAAAAAACGGUUGCAAGGUCAUCGAAGAUUGUCCGGUCACUAAAAUUCUCGUAGAGGAUAUUGACGGACAUAAAACCAUUCGCGGAGUAGAAACGCCUCAUGGUAUAAUAAAAACCAAAGUUAUACUAAAUGCGGCAGGAGCAUGGUCCGGAGCAAUAGCGCGAAUGGUAGGGCUGGACAUUCCAUUGGUACCGAUGAAACACGCAUACAUUGUUACUGAGCCGAUGAACGUACGAGGGUUGCCAAAUAUUCGAGAUCCCGAUUUUAAUAUCUACUUUCGAGUGCAAGGUGGAAAUAUAAAUAUCGGAGGAUACGAGCCGAAUCCUAUCAUAUUGAAAUUUCCGCCAGAAGACUUUUCCUUUAGUUUGUACGAGCUGAAUUGGGACGUAUUCAAUACUCAUAUAGAGGCGAUGAACCGAUUGAUACCCACUUUGGCAACUGCUGGAAUAAGGACAACUGUGUGCGGCCCAGAAAGUUUUACUCCCGACCACAGACCUAUCAUGGGUGAAGAUCCACGCUGCACAGGUCUUUAUUACUCUUGCGGAUAUAAUAGCGCCGGGAUGAUGUUUGGAGGUGGUUGUGGAGAACAAAUAGCAUUAUGGAUAAUUAAUGGACGACCGGACAAACAUUUGUUCAAUCAGGACAUCAGACGAUAUAUACCAGAACAAAGAAAAAAUUCAGUUUGGGUGAACGAACGGAGUCAUGAAGCUUAUGCAAAAAAUUAUAAUAUUGUUUUCUCACAUGACGAACAUUUAAGCGGUAGAAAUUUAAAGAUAGAUCCUUUCCACAAUUUUCUCGUCAAUGAAGGUGCCGUCAUGGAAGAACGACAAGGAUGGGAACGUCCAGGAUGGUUCCUACUAGACGACAAAAAGGCUCCAGUGUUACCUUAUGAUUAUGGUGGCUAUUACGAUACACCCAAGAAUACGAAUGACAUAUAUGCCGAUAUAUUAAAAACAGAAUGUACAUUUAAUUUUCCACCGCACGAUAACAUUAUACGGGAGGAAGCACUUGCCUGUAGAAAUAACGUUGCCUUAUUUAAUAUAUCGUACUUCGGAAAACAUUACAUAUGCGGCCCAGACACGAAAAAAGCAGUGGAUUAUAUAUUUACGUCUCAGGUGGAUCGAGAAAUUAACAGAACUGUAUACACUUGCAUGUUGAAUAAAAGAGGAGGAGUAGAAGGCGAUUGUACAGUCACUGGUCUAGAAUCUGGCUCGGGUGGCAUAGUCGAUCCCAUAUUUAAGGGAAAAGCAUUUUAUAUAGUGAGUGGAGGCAUGUCAUCGUAUCAUACAUGGGCACAUAUCAGCAGUAUAAUAAGAGAAAAAGAUUUUAAUGUAUCUGUGCACAAUGUCACGGAGCAAAUAGGAAUUUUAUCAGUUCAAGGUCCUAACAGCCGCGAAGUUCUUCAAAUGUUAGUCGACGAUGAUCUUUCGAAUACAUCGUUUCCAUUCUCAACGUCAAAACUAGUGCGAAUAGAUGGUGAAUUGGUACACAUAUUUAGACUUAGUUUCGUGGGUGAACUUGGUUUCGAAUUACAUAUUCCAAGAAGUUCGUGUGAAAAGGUUUAUAAAGUUUUAAUGGAAUGUGGUAAAAAAUAUGAUAUGAAAUUAGCCGGCUACAGAGCAUUCUACAGUUUAAGCUGCGAGAAAGGAUAUCAUCUUUGGGGUACAGACUUAAGAACGGAUGACAAUCCAAUAGAAGCGGCUUUAGAAAUCGUCUGUCGCAAAAACGGCAAGUACUUAGGAAAAACAUCUGUUGAUCAGUGCCGUAACAAUGGAAUUAAAAAAAGACUGGUACAUUUACACAUAAAUGACGAUAUACCAUUAUGGGGUAUGGAGAGCGUUUAUAGGAACGAUAAAUUAGUUGGUUAUCUAAGAAGGGCUGAACAUGGAUAUACCUUUAAAAGUAGUAUUGGACAGGCAUAUAUCACAGCUCCAAAUGGACAAAAUGUUACAAAGGAAUUUUUAGAAACAGGUACUUACCAUAUCGAAGUGAGGAGGAAAAAGUAUCCCGCAAAGAUGUAUCUUCGAAGUCCAUUCGAUCCACAAAACAAGAGAUUAUUAGGUGUAUAUACAAUAUAAAAAAUACUUUUUAUUGAUAUUAUUUCUUCCGAUUCUA
Mycetomoellerius zeteki is the source of this 2695-nucleotide messenger RNA. Its product is annotated as sarcosine dehydrogenase, mitochondrial. Gene Ontology annotation, cellular component: mitochondrion. Gene Ontology annotation, molecular function: protein binding. The transcript is spliced from 15 exons. The coding region runs from base 1 to 2658 and encodes 885 amino acids. The record is from RefSeq and is a predicted model, not a curated record. NCBI's taxonomy places the organism in Eukaryota, Metazoa, Arthropoda, Insecta, Hymenoptera, Formicidae.